Gorilla gorilla gorilla (western lowland gorilla) is the source of this 1351-nucleotide messenger RNA. RefSeq lists its product as uncharacterized. The transcript is spliced from 3 exons. NCBI's taxonomy places the organism in Eukaryota, Metazoa, Chordata, Mammalia, Primates, Hominidae. The record is from RefSeq and is a predicted model, not a curated record. Bases 1 to 501 code for a protein of 166 amino acids.
AUGCCACCCGGAGAGGCAGAUGGGGCCCAGCCUGAUGCUUCCUGGACCCGCCCCACCCUGCCCGGGCACAGUCCAGGGCUUCCUGCCCUUCGAACCGCACUUGUGAUCAGUAUUGACGGUGGUGGGAUAAUCAUUAACCACCACCAGGGGCUGGGUCAACGGCUCAAAAGGCCCUGGGCCCAGGGUGUCCCCACUUCCUCCUUGUGCCCCGAAGGCCAGCCCGGCACUCAGAAGCUUUGGAGUCUCCCAAAAUGCCUGCUGGGUCUCUGCAGGACUGGCACCUGUCACCGGAACCUGUCUGGGAGGGACGAGAACACGCUUUGCAAGAGGAAGCUCUGCCUCACAGAGCCCUGGGCUCACUCAGGGACCCUGGCCAGCAGCUGCUUCCUCUCCCCACAGCGGAGAGAGACCCAAGGGUCCCAGGGUGGAUGCUUCCCACCAGGCCAGCCCAGCAUGCAGGGUGGCCUCGCAGCUCUGCUCACACUGUCCUGGCUGCUCUGAAUCCCUGGGCCCCGACUGGCCCCUGCCGUGGCCCAGCUCAGCAACCCCUCCCUGCAGACCAUCCCAUGACUCUGCAGGCACUGCUCCCCUCUCUGCCCACACCCCGGCUUCGUGGGCCUCUCCCGCCACCCUUAUCUCAUUCCCUGCAGAGUUAAGGAGCCCUGUGUGCUUAUCUAAUCCUGUGCUGGUUUCAGACUCCUUGAGGGCAAGGUCCACGACUUACUCAUCCUCCCUGGCUGCUUCCCCCACCCACCAGCAUAGUAGGUGUUCAGGAUACAUGGGCUGGAUGGUGGGGCCCUGGACUCUAACCCUCUUGGGGCUGUCAGGCCUCAGACUCAGAGCACUGGCUUAGGGUGAAAGGGGUGCAGUCAGCAGCCACCCUGCCCUGGGGGUCCUCCUGCAUCUGCCUCUGCAGAGCACUGCGAUCCCACAAAGGCCUGCGAGGGCUAUUGGAGACCUGUCCCAACGCAUGAGCAAGGCGGAUCCAGCACCCUCCCCCAGCUCCUUGAGCCCACUGACCUGUGUCCUUUACCCAGCAGGCCCUGGGCCCAUGCACAUUUCCCUGGCCUGGGUCUCACCUCCAACCCCUCUCAGAACUCCUCAAGACCUGCCCAAGGGUCACUCCCUCCCGGACACCUGCCUGGCCCCCCGCCCCACCCCCCAUUACCCCACUCACUGGCUCCCUGGAUGCUCUGUGGCUGGGAUGUUAGCGCCCCCAUCAUGCCCCAUCACCCACACCGGGCUAUUUCCCCCACCAGCCUGAAAGCCUCCAGGAGUGGCGGCCACUGACUUUUUUCCUGUAGCCUCAGACUCAAAGGAGGCACUUAAUAAAUGCACACAGAAGGACUGA